Boleophthalmus pectinirostris (great blue-spotted mudskipper) is the source of this 3707-nucleotide messenger RNA. RefSeq names its product ganglioside induced differentiation associated protein 2 (gene gdap2). Lineage: Eukaryota; Metazoa; Chordata; Actinopteri; Gobiiformes; Gobiidae. The record is from RefSeq and is a predicted model, not a curated record.
AUGGGUUUUGAGGAAGGUGGAGAAGAGCUCACUUAUGAUCUCCCCACUCAGCCACAUACACCCUUCAUGGUAAGUCCAGUGUCUAGCCCGGCCCACUGUUUGUCCAGCUGUUUGGAGCAGUGUCUGGUCCCAUGUGACCUGGUGUUUCUGCAGCUGCCAUUGGAUCAGAACACAGACCCACAGGACGCUCCUGGCCUGUUUAUCUGGGAUGCUCCCCUUCUGGAUUGGGUUCAGACCCUCCCAACGUGGCAGCAGCAGAUCAAUGAGAAUGACCAGCAGUUUAUACAAGAACACAGCGACAGCCUCGACAGUCAGCAGGCUUUCCCCUCACCGUUCCCCUUUACUCCAGAAAUCAACCGCAAGAUUAUCCUCCAUGUUGGAGAUGUGGCCUUGUUAAACUGCACAGCCAUUGUGAACACCAGCAACGAAUCUCUAAGUGACAAGAACCCAGUGUCUGACAUGAUCCACCAUUUGGCAGGACCAGAGCUGAAAGAGGACCUUUUCAAACUCAAAGGAUGCCGAACAGGAGAAGCCAAACUCACCGAAGGCUUUAACCUGGCAGCGCGGUUCAUCAUUCACACAGUGGGGCCUAAGUACAAGGCCAAAUACAGGACGGCAGCCGAGAGCUCUCUCUACAGCUGUUAUAGGAACAUCAUGCAACUGGCUGCUGAGCAGUCCAUGGCAUCUGUAGGUUUUUGUGUGGUCAGUACAACCAAAAGAGGUUACCCACUGGAGGAUGCGACGCACAUAGCUCUGAGGACAGUACGGAGGUUUCUGGAGAACCAUGGGAACAGUAUUGAGACUGUGGUAUUUGCUGUUUCAGAGUCUGAGGAGGUGGUGUACAGAAAGCUGCUGCCCUUGUACUACCCUCGUUCUGAAGAUGAGGAGAGGGCCUUCCUGCCCCUUAUUCCUGCUGAUAUCGGCAACUCAGAGGGUGAACCUGUCGUACCAGAGAGGCAGAUUCGAAUCACAGAGAAACCAGGCACUUUAGAAGAGGACUCUGAGGAUGGCGAGGAGAGUCUGGAGGUGGAUUUGGGGCAGGUGGGGACCCACGCAUUCGCUCGGAUGGAGGGUGAUGUCGACAAACAGCGAAAACUCAUCCUUCAGGGCCAGAUGUCUGAGGCAGCGCAGAAACAGCACCAGAGGAAUUACAAUCGUUGGUUGUGUCGAGCACGAGCAGAAGAUCUGUCAGACAUUGCUGCCCUAAAAGCCUUAUAUCAGACUGGUGUGGAUCUAUGCGGCAGGACAGUCAUGGUCUUGGUUGGACGAAACAUACCUGUGAAUCUCAUAGACAUUGAGAAGGCCUUACUGUACUUCAUCCACGUCAUGGACCACAUCACUGCAAAGGAGUAUGUGAUGGUUUACUUCCACACACUGACCGCUGAGCACAACCACCUGGACUCAGACUUCCUCAAGAACCUCUACGAUAUUGUGGAUGCCAAGUAUAAGAAAAAUCUUAAGGCCUUUUAUUUUGUGCAUCCAUCGUUUCGCUCCAAGGUUUCUACUUGGUUUUUCACCACAUUCAGCAUUUCGGGGAUCAAAGAGAAGGUGCGUUACCUUGACAACCUGCAGCAGCUCUUCACUUGCAUCAGGCCUGAGCAGAUUGACAUCCCUCCUUUUGUCUUGGAGUACGAUGCGCGGGUAAAUGGGCCUUAUAGCAGACCGCAGUCCUCUGGCCUGUGACACAGUGGGCUGUCACACUGCAGUGGACCUCAGGAGUCUUUGGGACUGUCUCUGUCUCUUUGUCUGUGCUGAUGAGACAGAGGUAACCCACAGCCUGUGUUUAGCAACGUGCGGCUGCGCAGAGCUGUCUCCACUGCAGAAGAUUUAAGGACCACACUGGUUUCUGCCUUACACCGAAAGCUCUUAUCCUCAGACAUGUCUAAAUAUGAAACUAUGAUGCACUGUUGCUCAAUACACUUUCUAUGGGACUCACAGAGAGGAUCCAUGUGCUGGACUUAGAUGUGGGAACAUUACAGCUGUCUGAACCAAUCUGCAUCAUCCAAACAGGAAGAAGAGGACACAUUAUGUUCUGAACGAUCCCUCUCCCUCGGUCACAUACAGCAGAUGAGAAACUGUCUCACUAACUUCUGCUGCUGUUGUUGCAGGGCCAGUACUCACCUGUAACUCUGGUGCACACUUUGUUCUUUGCAGGGUACUGUUUCAGAUACAUUAGUAACACAUAUCAGAGGUUGUACAUGCCUUUGAUCACUGCAGUUUAAAAAACACAGAAGUUACCAAAGUCAACUCUUUUUCAGCAAUACGACUCCAAAAGCAUUACCAUGGAAAUUCUCCAUGUUUGAAGCAAGUAUGAAAAAUGUCCACAGAGAUACAUUAGGUUAAAAAAAAAAAGUACACAAACAUGCAAUUAGCUCACUGGUCACUACAGGUAAAAACAUUUAUGACUUUAUAGUGAUAGUGUGCUUUUAAAUGAAUUUAUUGUUUAGCAUCUUAAAAUCUACAUUGGUUUAACAUUAAGCUAAAUUAAAAAGUCUAGGAGAUGUGAGACUGAAUCCUGAGCUUUAUAGCUAAAAGGAAGCAGGCAGUCGUGUGUCACAAGACUAAAAUUUCAAACACUAUUUCAAUACUAAGGAAUUAAAUCAUUACCCGAUACCAAUUACAAUACCAUAAUGAAGAUAAAACCUUUUUUUAGCAAUAUAAUGUAAUUAUGUAAUAGUACAAAAUAAUUUAUUUGUUACCAUGAGAUUUUAUACUCUGAUAAUACUCAAGUGAAUACUUACACUAAAUUUCCUGAACAGUUUAUCUGGUUUCCGAUACAUUGAUACUACAGGCAGUGUCCCUUCCAUGGAUUUAUUAUGGCCCUAUGGUCAAUCCUCUCUGUAAGAUUUUGUUUCAGACCCAAACUGUAAAAAAUAAAUGAAAAGGUUCUGGCCAGAAGUGGAAUUUUCUGCACGUUUUACACCUGGGUCUGGUUCAGAUCAAACAGUGGGAUAGUGCAGCAGUGAAGGCUCAGACAGGGUGUGGAGUAAAACUUUUCACGUGGAAAAUCCUAGAUGAAUUUUGUCAUUUAUUUAUAACCCAUUUCAUUUGUUUUAUGUGGACAACAGUUAAUUUGACUCAGAUGUACAUUUGGAAAAAGUAAAACAUUCCACUAAAGGGACACUAACUAAUCCAAGAGGUCUUCUUUCUUUGAAGUCAACUAAAUACCUAAUCAUAAAACAGAAAAUUAUAAGAAAUGUGUCAAUAUUUUCAACAGUGAUUUCUAUGCAAUCACUUUGUAAUCAGUUUGUAAAUUAACGGCUCAUUCCAGCAUAAAAUGCUGGUUGUAAUAAUUAUUGAGCUGCUUUGCUGUAGUUUCUCUUUGUGCUCUUUCUGAGAAGUAACUGAAAACAUGAGGAUUGAACCAUCACAUAUCAUUGUUCAAGAGUGAAAUGCAUUCCUGUUCACCUCUGAAGGUAUCUCUGAAGAUCUAUUAUUUGGCAUAAAACAGACAUUAUCACACUACCAAAAAGCAUUUAUACUAAUUUCUCCCAUAGAUUAAACACCACAAAUGUUUCUUUUACACUGGCCUUGGUACUCACUCAUUGAAUCAUGUUCUGAUCCAGUUGUGUUGUCUAAUUGUGAAUAUUUCUGAAUGUAAAUAUGAACUAUAAUGAGCCAAAUCUUGUUUAUUUGUAAUAUUAUUAUUUAGUUUAUUUUAAGUGCUGAAGAAAAGGAUGAACACAAUAAACAGUUUUUUAACACAA